This is a messenger RNA of Fusarium keratoplasticum, 1230 nucleotides long. RefSeq lists its product as uncharacterized. The coding region runs from base 1 to 1230 and encodes 409 amino acids. Lineage: Eukaryota; Fungi; Ascomycota; Sordariomycetes; Hypocreales; Nectriaceae. The record is from RefSeq and is a predicted model, not a curated record. The transcript is spliced from 2 exons.
AUGUCGUCUUCUGAUUCUGUACUUCCUGGUCUGCCGGGCUUUGACCCCCAGAAUAUCCAGCCAUGGACUGUCGAGGUUGUCGUGUGCAUGACGGUCCUGGCACUGGCUUCAGUCGGCCUACGACUGUUUAGUCGACAUCUCAAGGCACAGCAACUAUGGUGGGACGAUUAUAUUAUCAUAUUCUCAAUGUUGUGGAAUCUAGUGGUCGUCGGUUUCAUCUUCGCCAUGCACUCGUGCGGUAUGGGCCUCCACGCCGACAAGGUCGACCCCAAGGACAUCGUCAUGAUGGCAAAGUGGCUGGUGGUGGCCGAAGUGCUCUACGCCUGGAACCUUGGCUGGACCAAGCUGAGCCUGCUGGUCAUGUACUACCGCAUCUUCCGAGUGCCCUACUUCAAGAAGAUGGCCUGGAUCGUCAGCACUUUUGUCUUUGCAUGGGUCAUUUGCAUCACCUUCCUCUUCAUCUUCAUCUGCAUUCCCGUCGAGAAGCUUUGGUAUCCGGACAUUCCUGGUCGCUGCAUCAACCAGGUCGGCACCUGGAUCGCCAACGCCGCGAGCACCAUUUUCACAGACGUCGUCAUCCUGAUGCUGCCGCUGCCACCCAUCUGGAAGCUGCAGCUGGGCAGGUCCGAGAAGAUUGGACUCACCACUGCUUUCGCCCUCGGAUUCUUCGUCGUCUUCGCCUCAGCCUACCGAACGAGUGUCCUCUUCACCUACAGCAACUCCGAUCCUACGUAUACGCUCGCCCCGACGGUCGGCUGGACGGAUAUCGAGAUGUCGGCGGGUAUUGUUUCAGCGAACCUACCGACCAUGUUGCCAGUCCUGAAGCUCGUGGCUCGUUUUACCGGACUUAGCAGUCUUGCGUCAACCGUUCGCGCAGGUUCGAGGCCUACUUUCGGAUCCAAGGGGGACAGGAGUGCCCAGGGGCUGGCCUCACGGGAGGAUACCAACAAAGGCACCAGGUCAAACUCCAACACCAGCUCGAGGGGGGAUGACUUUUAUCGACUUCCCGACGAGACCGACUCCGAUGGAUUGAUGAAGGGGUCGGGAUUCGGAGACCUGUCCACGGCGUCGGAUGCUAAGCUGAGGCCUGACACGAAGGGCUAUGAGCUCACCGUGAAGACGUACAAGUCGAACCCGGAUAGGGAUGACGAUAGUGGAGAGGGUAUUCUCUUGCAGGGCAUUCGGGUGCAGAGGGAGUUUGAGCAGACGACUACGACGCGAAAGCAGUGA